AUGACAACAAGGCGCCCCAUCAAGCCCCACCACUCCUCUCGCAGGUCUGCUUCGGCUGCUCCUAUUGCAAGAUUUGACCCUACGACGUCCACUCAACCGAUUCCCUCUAUCCUUGACCCAAGUCCGGACGCAAGGUCGUGGAGAUCACAGCCAGUGUCUCGUUCGCGUAUGGCGCAAGAUGGAAGCCAAGAUAUCCCGGAGGAGGAGUUGGAUGAGAGUCCGGAUAGGUCUCGCAGUCGUUCUUCUUAUUUCUAUAGCCCCAGUGACCAGGGCACGCCACAAAGCCAUACGAGCGAGUCGUCUAGGGAAUCCAUCUCGCGUCCGCAGAACAUGAGCGACCCUAUAAGCGGGCCAGAUUCUCGCCUGUUCGGACCCUUACAGUAUAAUCCUCUAAGCUACUCCGAGGGCUACGCUUCGCAGUAUUAUUCGCCUUCGGCAUACGGCUAUUAUUCAGGAUAUCCAGCAUACCAAUAUCCAACAUUUGCACCAUAUUCUGCAUAUUCAGUUACGCCCACAGCUACCUCGACCAAUUCGUCAGCUACAGUCAAGCCUGGGUCCUUCAGUCAGGGUUAUCCCAUUGAGGGUGGCUAUAUGCCGGAAUCAGCCUUCCCUGCCUAUGAUGGGGCUUAUGGACGUCCAUACAAUGUGGCGCCUUAUCGGCAUUUGCAACUGUAUCCGCGUUAUCAAAAUAUGCAUUUAGCAACGCAAACCGAGGGACACGCUGAACAUAUGCCCGCUCAGAUAGGCGCCGCUCACGAAGAUACAAAGAGGAAGCAUGCUGGUUCUUCGCAAAAGUCAAAAACCUCUGCUAAGACGGACGAAGAAAAGAGGCGAGAUAUGAAGGAGGCAGUGCUGAAGAAAGUUGAAGAGGAUGAAGCUCGCGUCGAGCCAAGCGCUCAGCAAAGCACAGUUAGCUCAGAAGAGCGAUUGACGCCCCCCGAGUACUCGCGAAAGUCAAUACCUGCUUCUAGGCAAAGGACGGAGGAAGAAGAGAACCGAGAACUUAGGGAUGCGUUUCGAAGACGACAAGAAGACUAUGACGCUUUCCCCGCAUGGAUGAAGCAGCAAGAAGCGGUUGCAGAUAACGGCAAGCGGAAAGAGGGACUCGAAGCCUUCGUCGACGUCGUUCUUGAGAAGUCCGAGUUGAGUGGCAAGCGGGCUGCUUCCCAGGGACCGCCGGGCGAGCCGAACGAGGCUCGAGAGAAGGAACCAGGCGACAUUUUGAGCUCACAGACGCCUGACAAACGCAUCCGGAAUGGUCAAGUGCCAAUCAUGAGCAGUCCUAAAGUCGAAUCCACCAAGCCUGAAGCAGUGGAUACUAGGCACAGGCCGAAGAGCAUGUCUACAGCCGCCGGAAGAGCUCUGAAACCUCCCCCAGGACUUCCAUACCCGCCUCCGAAUGCGCUUUUACCUGAGCCCUUGUCGUCCGGAAGACCCGUUAUGGCUGUUCAAGCGAGACUAAAAGAAGCAAACAACUGGUUUCACAGAGAGGACUCGCGCAAGGAAAAACCGCUUCAAGUGAAAAUUGAAGGAAUCGCUCGUGAUUACAGUUUCUCAAAGGAUUCUGAGCAGGACCGCGUUACCGCGAAGCAAACAACGCUACUAUUCGGGGGUGUCAUUGCAAACCUUUUUGAUUAUCUUCAUGGGCGCGACACAGGUCUACCGGAUCCAGAUCCCUUUACAAAGUUCCGAUAUGUCAGCUCUCGCUACUGCGACAAAGCCAAUACCGGACGCCGCAGUUACUUUGAAAUCGACCCUCUUAUCAACCGGCGUGCAGUUCAGCCACGUCGUGCAGAAAAGCCGGAAAAGAAGUUGGUUUUGAUACGGCACCGCAGGCCUGAACUAUAG
Messenger RNA from Aspergillus glaucus CBS 516.65, 1848 nucleotides. RefSeq lists its product as uncharacterized. Bases 1 to 1848 code for a protein of 615 amino acids. The record is from RefSeq and is a predicted model, not a curated record. The transcript has 2 exons. NCBI's taxonomy places the organism in Eukaryota, Fungi, Ascomycota, Eurotiomycetes, Eurotiales, Aspergillaceae.